This is a messenger RNA of Myotis brandtii (Brandt's bat), 1613 nucleotides long. Its product is annotated as solute carrier family 22 member 6. Gene Ontology annotation, cellular component: membrane. Gene Ontology annotation, biological process: transmembrane transport. Bases 192 to 1442 code for a protein of 416 amino acids. The record is from RefSeq and is a predicted model, not a curated record. The transcript has 10 exons. Gene Ontology annotation, molecular function: transmembrane transporter activity. Lineage: Eukaryota; Metazoa; Chordata; Mammalia; Chiroptera; Vespertilionidae.
UGCUCCCCCUGGGCCCCAGCGGGAAGCCCGAGCCCUGCCUCCGGUUCGUGUCCCCACCCAACGCCAGCCUGCCCAACGACACCCGGGGGGCCACCGAGCCAUGCCUGGACGGCUGGGCCUACAACAGCAGCACCGGGGACUCCAUUGUGACGGAGUGGGACUUGGUGUGCGACUCGAACAAACUGAAGGAGAUGGCCCAGUCUGUGUUCAUGGCGGGCACGCUGGUCGGCGGCAUCGUGCUGGGAGGCCUGUCUGACAGGUUUGGCCGGAAGCCCAUCCUGUCGGGCAGCUACCUGCUGCUGGCGGCCAGCGGCUCGGGCGCAGCCUUCAGCCCCUCCUUUGCCAUCUACAUGGUCUUGCGCUUCCUGUGUGGCUUCAGCAUGGCCGGGGUCACCCUGAGCACCGUGAUCCUGAAUGUCGAGUGGAUGUCCACGCAGCUGCGGGCCGUCAUGACGGUGGGGAUCGGCUACUUCUACACCGCUGGCCAGUUCAUUCUGCCCGGCCUGGCCUACGCCAUCCCCCAGUGGCGCUGGCUGCAGCUGACCGUGUCCGUUCCCUUCUUCGCCUUCUUCCUGCUGUCCUGGUGGGUCCCAGAGUCCAUCCGGUGGAUGGUGCUUUCUGGAAAGUCUCCGAAGGCCCUGAGGAUCCUCCAGUGGGUGGCGGCCUUCAACGGCAGGAAGGAGGCGGGAGAGAAACUCAGCCUGGAGGAGCUCAAGCUUGACCUGCAGAAGGAGAUCUCCUUGGCCAAGGCCCACUACAGCGUGGCCGACCUGUUCCGGACUCCCGUGCUGCGCCGCGUGACCUUCUGCCUCUCCCUGGCCUGGUUCGCCACCAGCUUCGCCUACUACGGGCUGGUCAUGGACCUGCAAGGCUUUGGGGUGAGCAUCUACCUCAUCCAGGUCAUCUUCGGAGCCGUGGACCUGCCUGCCAAGUUUGUGGGCUUCGUGGCCAUCAACCACCUGGGCCGGCGGCCGGCCCAGAUAGCCGCCCUGCUCCUGGCGGGCCUCUGCAUCCUGGCCAACGGGGUGAUACCCCAGGAUCAGUCCACGGUCCGAACCUCCCUUGCUGUGCUGGGCAAGGGCUGCCUGGCUGCCUCCUUCAACUGCAUCUUUCUAUACACUGGGGAGUUGUACCCCACAAUGAUCCGGCAGACAGGCCUGGGGAUGGGCAGCACCAUGGCCCGCGUGGGCAGCAUCGCCAGCCCCCUGGUGAGCAUGACCGCGGAGCUCUUCCCCUCCAUGCCUCUCUUCAUCUACGGCACUGUCCCCGUGGUCGCCAGCGCUGUCGCCGCCCUCCUGCCGGAGACGCUGGGCCAUCCCCUGCCGGACACGGUGCAAGACCUGGAGAACAGGAGGAGAGGGAAACCGCAGCGACAGCAGCAAGAGCAGCAGAAGCAGAUGGUCCCGCUCCAGGCCUCGGCCCAAGAGAAGAAUGGAAUCUGAGCACGGAGAACGGGCCCUACAGAGCCCCACAGGGAGCGCCGGGCCUGCAGGGCCUGGGCCACCUGCACGAGGAGGGAGCAGGGGCGGUGGCUCAGGGUGGCACCUCCCAGGGGCCGCCCUGAACAGAUUCCACCGAGACCACAUCAUUAAAAGGGUUCUGUGGGCAGCGUC